Molecule: messenger RNA, 1480 nt
Organism: Condylostylus longicornis
Lineage: Eukaryota; Metazoa; Arthropoda; Insecta; Diptera; Dolichopodidae
Product: Y-box factor homolog
Exons: 2
Coding region: 218-1120 (300 amino acids)
Biological process (GO): regulation of gene expression
Cellular component (GO): nucleus
Molecular function (GO): nucleic acid binding
Source: RefSeq, a predicted model, not a curated record
UGUACAACUGCGUUUUUAUACGAAUGUCUUCAAUAUUAAGGAUGUUCUGAAAAAGAAGCCAUCAGACAAUUUUUUUUCUUUUUAACAUCAUAUUGUCGAAAAAUUUAAAAUAGGGAGUGAAAUACCAUCAAAAUCACUCAAAAAAAACAUCAAUAAAUAAAUAAUAAAAAAAUUUGAACAUAGGAAUAUAUACGCCACAGUAAUUAGUAAAAUAAAAAUGGCUGAAAAUGCACCAGACCAUGAGGCUCAAAUGGGCCCAACUCAAGUAAAUCAUGAUGAUCAACCUAAGGAGGUAAUAGCUACUAAAAUAUGUGGAAACGUUAAAUGGUUUAAUGUUAAAAGCGGUUACGGAUUUAUAAAUCGUAAUGAUACAAAAGAAGAUAUAUUUGUUCACCAAACGGCUAUUAUCAAAAAUAAUCCGAAAAAGGCAGUUCGUUCGGUAGGCGAUGGUGAGGCAGUAGAAUUUGACGUAGUUGUUGGAAAACAAGGAUAUGAGGCUGCAAAUGUAACAGGUCCAAAUGGAGAAAAUGUAAAAGGUAGUCAAUUUGCUGCUGAUAAACAUCGGUUCCGCCGUUCGUUUAAAAAAGGUCGCGGUCGAUCAAGUGUUCAGAGGGGAGGAGGUGGCAGUGGGAGUCAAUCGGGUAAUGAAGGUCCAGAUGGUUCAGGUUACGAUGGUCAACAAAGGGGGCCAUUAAGACAACGUGGAAGUAAUCGUGGUGGUUUUGGAAGAGGUUUUGGAAGAGGUCGCGGUAGGGGUGGUGGACGCGGUAGAGGUUUUGGUUUAGGUUAUAAAAAUUUUGGAAGACGUAUGGAAAGAUCUGAGAAUAAUGAUGGGAGUAUGAAUGGUGGACAACAACCGCCCCCGCAACAAAAUAGUGGUCCACCAAGGCAACGUGGUGGUAAUGGACAACGUGGAGGAGGUCCACGACGCUUUUUCCCAAGAAAUAAUAAUUUUAGACAAAAUAGUGGGGGAGGAUUUCAACAAGCAGGUGGUCCAUCUCCACAAUCAAGAGGUGGUCCUCCAAGGGGAAGAGGUGGUGGAGGAUUCAGAAGGAAUUUUAGAAGACGAGGAGGCCCAAGAAGAAGUGGACCACAGAAUGUAGGUCCAAAUCAACAGUAAAUGAUUAAAUUUAAUGGAAAAAACAACAAACAUUUCGAAAAAUAUAUUAAAAUUCAUUUCGUCUAUCUUUUCAUGUAACAUGGAAGUGUACGAUAAAAUACUUCUACCCACCUUACAAUUUUUUUGUUUCGUUUUUUUUUUUUUUUAGUUUACAAAAGCGAUUUUAUCCUAACAAAUUUUAUUAUUCUAAUUUUCACUUAUUUGUAACCUUAGAGCAAAAAUAGGAGAACAUUUAAGCUUAUAUGAAAUAGAUUUUAAAAAUAAAGAAUACCAUUUUUAAAUCUCUUAUUUUUGUAUACUUUAUUAUAUACAUAUGAAACUAGCGUUGCAUAAUAUAUAUUUAUACGAAAAUAAAAUAAA